CGAUCUAUUUAUUGGACUGUAAACACAGUAAACGAGAAAAGGAUAAUCAUUUUUAGAUCUAUGCUCUUUAUCAACCAAUACAUAUUUAGCCUAAUACUUUUAAUUUAAAAAAUGCAUUUCUUUGACAAGUUUUGUAUUUUAACAUUCUGGUGCUUUUUAACUUUUAGUAUUUUUAAAACUAUUGCAAAAGACAUGCAUGAACCAAAUUAUAAAAAAAUAAUGUAUGGUGGUGUUUGGAAACAAGUGACCCCUCAACCCUCAAUGCAAUAUGAUGAUGUAAUUCAAGCAAGCAAGCAUGCAGUACCUUAUAUCACAAAGAGGCAUCCUGGUGAACCUUCCCAAAAUUUUACCAUUAGAUGCCUCAGCAAGAUGGAUCUCUGGUACUCAAAGUCUGAAAAGUCUCCACUCACUGUAACCAUGAUGGUCACUGACAUUAAUGGUAAUAAACACCCAGUGUCUGUCCCUGUUACUUUUGGAAAAACUUACACUUUUCAAGUUAUCUUCAGUGGCAAUGAAUCAACCAUGUUUCAUUUUAUAACCCUAACAAAGACACCUGAUUCUGAUGUGUUUUAUGUGUAUUCUCACACAUUUCACAAUGCUGAUUGGUUACACCUUAACCAAAUGAGCCAUGGAUGCCUUAAUAGUACUUCAGAUAGACAGAGCAAGUUACACGUACUAUCUACUCUGGCAAAGCACAGGGAGAUGUGGUUUCCUUCAGCGGACGAAUGUGUUUUGUUGAAAACAGAUCUGAACAGUCCAACAGGUGAGAUUCAUUCAAGUUUGAAUAAAGAUGUGUCGCACGAUGACAAUAGCAAGGAGACAUUGAAUGUAAAGACAAGUAUUUCUGUGAUGAGUUACAAUAUAUGGAAUUUCAAUACAUAUCAUCAAAAAAGUGAAGAAUAUCCUCAAAGACUAAGUUCUAUUAUAAAGUUAUUACACAAGGCUAAGCCAGAUAUCAUUGGAUUUCAAGAAAUUCGUUUUGAAAAUCAUUUGGGGGAAAGUUUAGGCCCUAGUCAGAUGGAUCAUCUUGUAUUUAAAAUGCCAGAAUAUCAGUUUGUUUUUCAACCAGCACAAAUGCAUGGGAACAGCUUAGAGCAGGGUAGAACAGAGGAAGGUGUGGCAAUCUUCUCCAAAUUUCCAAUAAUACACCAUGAGUAUUUGCUUUUGUUCAGGAACCACAGCAACUCGGCAGACAAGAACCAGAGGGUGUGUUUACAUGCUGUAAUAGAAGUCCCCUAUUUUGGGAAGCUACACAUCUUUAACACUCACUUCUCCUUGAGUCAUGAAGCAAGAGAGGAAUCUGUAGCACAGAUACUACAGUAUAUGAAAAGAUAUGAGGAUGAGCCUGCUAUAUUUAUGGGUGACCUUAACGCCACACCAGAAGAAAAAGCAAUCAGAAUGUUGACAGACAAGACAGGACUGGUGGAUGUAUGGGAUAUAUUACACCCCAGUGAUGACGGGUUUACAUUCAGCAGCUUAGAGAAACCUUCAAAACGAAUAGAUUACAUCUUUAUGAAAAAGACAAACAUGUUGAAAGCUGAGGAAAUUAAAAUUCUUCCUGAUGAAAGAGGGCCAAAUGCUGCUUCAGACCACAGGGCACUAAUGGCUUCCUUCAAGCUUGCUACAGACUAAAAAUUUUGCAACAGGUUUUGAAAGCAUAUGUUUUUAUUGUUAAUUAGAAAAAAACCUUCUCUAUAAGAAAAAAUUUCUGUCUUAAUUUAUGUUGUGCAUUGAAUCUCAUUUAUGACUUAAAAUGUUUCUGUUGACACUGAAUAUUAUUUGCUCAGAAUUUACUUUAUAUUAAUCCUUAUGUAUUUUCCUGAUGUUAAACGUAAGACAAGUGCAUUUACUGAAUUUUUUUUUUUUUAAAUUCACCUCUUAAUUAUAAUUUAAAAAAAAAAAAAGAAAUUUGUUUUAUUAAUGCAGCCAUGUUACAAAGCCAUUUGCAAAUUCAGAAGAACAUUUUGAAAACCUUUUUAAAUUGUAAAAAUUUUAAUAUGGUGUAGUUUUUGCACAUGUAGCCAACAUUUGUUUGAAACACAUAAAGAAUUCUAAAAAUGCAUCUCUAACUGAUGGACGGCUAAGGCAUUUUGUGGGUUGUUGCAAUUUUUUUUUCUAAUUAUUUUCAUUUAUCAUUUAAAAAUGAACAAUAAUUAUUCUAGGGGGAUGUUUUGCAUCUUUAUAUAAUAAAGAAAUAAACUAUGCUAUUAAAUUUCUCAAAUGUAAAAAAAAAUUGAGCUAAUAUUGUACAACUUAUGUAAAAAAAAUGGACAGUUGUUUAACUUCAAAUUGCAUUUUUUAGUGUUAUAUUAACUUACAUAACAUAAUUUUUUACGCUUGUUAAUUUUAUUGUUAAAUAUCAAUUUUUUUUUUUUGUUUUUAAACUGUUGGUAAACAUUUAAAUCACUAUGAAUUGUACACCAUUUGAAUUGUUUGAUUGCUUUGUUUUUUUUUUUUAAAUAAGAUUAUUAUGCUGUUGUUUUUUGUUGUUUCUUUUGGUAAUACAACUGUGAUAUU
Molecule: messenger RNA, 2517 nt
Organism: Physella acuta
Lineage: Eukaryota; Metazoa; Mollusca; Gastropoda; Physidae
Biological process (GO): GPI anchor biosynthetic process
Cellular component (GO): endoplasmic reticulum
Molecular function (GO): catalytic activity
Source: RefSeq, a predicted model, not a curated record